Molecule: messenger RNA, 22207 nt
Organism: Coregonus sp. 'balchen'
Lineage: Eukaryota; Metazoa; Chordata; Actinopteri; Salmoniformes; Salmonidae
Source: the annotation of a GenBank genome assembly
AUGCACAUUGUCAACGAUUCCCCGGAAGACCCUCCAGAUGGCAUGGGCCCAAGGACUAGAAGUUAGGUUCCAUAAGUUGGACUGAAGACUCAAGAAGGAAUUCUCGUGUGGUGCGGGCCAUUUCUUCCUAUAUUGGACACAGGCUGUCCAUGUACAGCUUCUGUCCAGGGGGGAUUUGUAGGCUCGGCCCUACUUUCUGUUCUCUCUGUUACCUGGAGUUGCAUGGCAAAUUGUCCAGGAACACAAGGAAUGCACAAAGGACAAUGCCCAAGGACUAGUCAGUCUGUCACGCCCUGGCUCUGGGGACUCUAGUAUGUUGAGCCAGGGUGUGAGUUUUCAUUUGUGUUUGUUCUAGUUGUUGUAUUUCUAUGUUGGCCAGGGUGGCUCCCAAUCAGAGACGGCUGUAGCUUGUUGUCUCUGAUUGGGAGCCAUACUUAAGUAGCCGUUAGGCAUUCAUUUGGUGUGGUUUCUUGUUCUGUGUGUUAGUUUGUGAAUGUAACCAGGGACGUCACGUUUUCGUUUUGUUGUUUUGUUCGUGUGAUCAUCAAUUAAUAAAUAUGUUCGCAUUCCACGCUGCGCCUUGGUCCUCCUCUGUUCCCGACGAUAAUGACAGAAGAAACCACCAUAACUGGACCAAGCAGCGUGUCCAGGAGCCAACGCCAGAGAGGACUUGGAAGCAGAAGAGCGAGAGUUGGGCGAGAACCAUGGAGACCUGGUCCACGGGUAGGAGAGACGCCCAGAAUUUUUUAGGGGGGGGGGGCUCACGCCGUGGACGACGGGGCAGCAGGGGGCCGCGAUGGAGCGGUUAGUAGAGGAGGCCGCCAGGUUACGGGGGCCACUCGUCACAAAAGGGGAGGAAAGUGUAGAGGCACGGCGAGGGGUACUGGGGUGUGUUACCAGUCCGGUCCGGCCCGUUUCUGAUCCCCGCGUAGGGCCAGUGGUGUGUGUCCCCAGUAUGGUCCGGCCUGUUCCUGUCCCUCGCACCGAGCCUGUGGUGUGCGUCGCCAGCCCGGUUCGGCCCGUCCCUGCUCCCCGCACCAAGCCAAUGGUGCGCGUCGUCAGCCCGGUCCGGCCUGUUCCUGCUCCCCCCACCAAGUCAGUGGUGCGUUUCGUCAGCCCAGCUCGGCCCGCUCCCGCUCCCCGUACAAAGUCAGUGGUGCGCUUCGUCAGCCCGGCUCGGCCCGUUCCUGCUCCCCGCACCAAGUCAGUGGUGCGCUUCGUCAGCCCGGUCCGGCCCGCUCCUGCUCCCCGCACCAACUCAGGGGUGCGUUUCGUCAGCCCGGCUCGGCCCGUUCCUGCUCCCCACACCAAGCCAGUGGUGCUCCCCACACCGAGCCUGUGGUGUGCGUCGCCAGCCCGGUUCGGCCCGUCCCUGCUCCCCGCACCAAGCCAAUGGUGCGCGUCGUCAGCCCGGUCCGGCCUGUUCCUGCUCCCCGCACCAAGCCAAUGGUGCGUUUCGUCAGCCCAGCUCGGCCCGCUCCUGCUCCCCCCACCAAGUCAGUGGUGCGUUUCGUCAGCCCGGCUCGGCCCGCUCCCGCUCCCCGCACAAAGUCAGUGGUGCGCUUCGUCAGCCCGGCUCGGCCCGUUCCUGCUCCCCGCACCAAGUCAGUGGUGCGCUUUGUCAGCCCGGUCCGGCCCGCUCCUGCUCCCCGCACCAAGUCAGGGGUGCGUUUCGUCAGCCCGGCUCGGCCCGUUCCUGCUCCCCACACCAAGCCAGUGGUGUGCGUCGUCAGUCCGGCACAGCCUGUGCCUGUGCCAUCGGUGCCUGGUUCGGCACGGGUCAGCUGCUUCACGCCGGAGCUAGAGCAAUCCGCUCCACCAGUGUGCAGUCCAGCUCUGGUCAGCAGGGCCAGACCGGACCAGGGGUACUUUGGGGGGAUAGAGAGGGAGUGGGGAUCAUGCCCGGAGCCGGAUCCGCCGCCAAGGCGGAGUGCCCACCCGGUCCCUCCCCUGUGGUAUUUGGUUGGCGCGGUCGGAGUCCGCGCCUUUAAGGGGGGGUACUGUCACGCCCUGGCUCUGGGGACUCUAGUAUGUUGAGCCAGGGUGUGAGUUUUCAUUUGUGUUUGUUCUAGUUGUUGUUCUAUUUCUAUGUUGGCCAGGGUGGCUCCCAAUCAGAGACGGCUGUAGCUCGUUGUCUCUGAUUGGGAGCCAUACUUAAGUAGCCGUUAGGCAUUCAUUUGGUGUGGUUUCUUGUUCUGUGUUGGUUUGUGAAUGUAACCAGGGACGUCACGUUUUCGUUUUGUUGUUUUGUUCGUGUGAUCAUCAAUUAAUAAAUAUGUUCGCAUUCCACGCUGCGCCUUGGUCCUCCUCUGUUCCCGACGAUAAUGACACAGUCCUUCCCCCUCUGAGGGGCCAAAAUAUAUCUCUCUGUUACAGUAUCCAAAGGACUGACUACUGUGACAGAAUAAUGCUAUAGUAUCCAUGUUUGGUAUCUCUCUGAAACUUGUUCACUGAAGAUAACUCUGAUGCCAUCUAUUUGGAUGUAUGAUCUCUGUGGUAACUCUGAAUUACUCUAUUAUGCAAAGGUGUUUGAUUGUCUUCUCAGGAAUUCUGUCUCGUUUACAUUGGUCUCAUUCCCCACACAAGCCUUUAAAAGCUGUGACACCCUGUGGAGAUUGUGCCUGGGAGUGUUUAGGUUAGUGUAAUCGUGGUAUCAUUUGAUUGGUCAAUGGUGGUUGGUUUUGGAUUGAAAGGUGACACCUUCAGAUGUUAUAAAUGGAAUUAAAUGCCUUUGUUCACUCUCUUAUCCUGUAUCCAGUUCAUGGAGGAAGGUUGUACGAUCAAUUCUCAUUUCCUAGGCUUCUAGGCAUCUCUUUGUUUACGCUUAGAAUAAUGCCUUGUGAUGCUUGUUAAUGUUUUUCCAAAGUAAUUAAAGACACUUGAAUUCCAUUCUCAGACAUUUCUUGACUGCCUAUUACUGUAACUCAACUAUAGUGUUCUUGCAUAUUGCUAAAUCAUCUUUAUGGAGUCAGAUAAACAUUUUAAAUGGCUAAUUGCUUAGUCUUAUUACUAGUCACAUGUGAGGAAUUUAUAAUAUAAUAUAUACUGUAUAUACACAUGUCCCUAGUAGGUCAGGUACCCCUACAGUACAGCCUCACUGUCCCUAGGACAUCAGGUACCCCUACAGUAUAGUCUCACUGUCCCUAGGACAUCAGGUACCCCUACAGUAUAGUCUCACUGUCCCUAGGACAUCAGGUACCCCUACAGUAUAGCCUCACUGUCCCUAGGACAUCAGGUACCCCUACAGUAUAGUCUCACUGUCCCUAGGACAUCAGGUACCUCUACAGUAUAGCGUCACUGUCCCUAGGACAUCAGGUACCCCUACAGUAUAGCCUCACUGUCCCUAGGACAUCAGGUACCCCUACAGUAUAGUAUCACUGUCCCUAGGACAUCAGGUACCCCUACAGUAUAGUCUCACUGUCCCUAGGACAUCAGGUACCCCUACAGUAUAGAGUGUGUUGCAUGACAUAUUGCAUUGCAUUGAUCAUGGUGGGUAAAUCAUCCACACAUCAAUGAUGUGACCAGAUGUGGAGUCCUUCACUGCAAUGUCACACAAGACAUUGGAUUUUGAUAACACAUGUCACAUGCUAUGCUAUAUAAUAUUUUUUCAUUCACUGCACUGUCCAAAUUAUAGAGGCAUAAAGCUUUCCAAGUGCAAGAUUUUACAAUGAAAAUAAAUGCUCAAUGUAGUUAGAAUUUGACCAACAAUGGACAUAGGCAAUUCAUGUAUUUGCAAAAAUAAUGUUAGCCUACAUUAAGAAUAGAUGAUAAUCUCAUAGGCCUAUAUUAUACUUUAAUGACAUACUGUAAAAUGAUUAUACAAUUCAUCGAACGGGACAAUUCAUUCAUAAAUCCUCAAGGUAAAGUUAAAGACCAGUUGAACUUAAAAUUGAAGGUAAAGGUGCGACUUCUACAGACAUGCAUUAGUGUCAUUGAUGUCUAAAGAAGCCAGCCAGGGUCAGUUGGAAGCCAGCCAGCCACAUAUACAUUCUAAAGCACUGGGUAAAUCUGUCAGUAAAGAGCUAAUAAAAAAAAACAGAAGGGCCGAUUGCGUAGGCUGUCUCUCUCCUGUGUAAUGUUUGGCUGCAAUAUUUAUUUUUAGCGUAGACCUGUCUUGAGGUAGUACAUAAACCUACCGCUGUAUCUAUGUUCAUGUUUCUCCACGUCAAAAGCCUGGCAGUAUUUCAGUUAUUUGUGUAAAAGAGUAGAGUUUAUGAAAUAUCUCACCUUUGAGCGAACAACCCGGCGUGACAAAACCAGAGAGGGAAAAGGAACGUAAAUGUAUGUGAGACCUAUUGGUCGACUGUCAUUUUACUUCCUGUUCAAGAGAGUGCCACUAUUGGACAAUUUGCUGUCCAUCAAAUAAAGUUAAACCUACAUGCGGCAGUAUUGUGGAAACGUGUAAAAUCAGCGGUUACAAAGUUUCCAUUCAUAAAAUGACAAAUGACACUCAGAUGGGUGCCCCCAUUUGUUUUCCAAUCAAUAUUGAUAAUGGACAUAAUAAUUUGGAAAUGUGGAAUGAUUAUAACAGUACAUGGUCAAUAAGGGCAGAUUUUUCUCCAAGAUGUUCAAACGUUUAUAGAUGACCAGCAGGGUUAAAUAAUAAUCACACACACACACACACACACACACUUAUUACACAUGUACUACAUGUAGUAAACAAAUUACAAUGAGCCAGUAGCCUAAUAACAAAUCCUAAUGUAGGUUAUUAUGUAACCAGACCAGUCUUUAUGCAGUUAUUUUGGGAUUGGAUGGUCAAGGUGUGCCACACUGAAUCCAACCUCAACGUAAGUACAAUCAAUCAAUCAAUCAAUCAAAUGUAUUUCUAAAGCCCUUUUUACAUCAGUAGAUGUCACAAAGUGCUUUACAGAAACCCAGCCUAGCAUCGCUUGGCCAGGAGAGGGCACAGUACUGAAGUAGUGUUGCCAAGCUGUGGGUGGAUGGUGGGAAGGGGACAGGGACCGUUUCUACAUUAGAUGCAGUAGUAUUGCAUAGAUAGAGGAGUCUGAGUGAGACUGAGGCUUAAAAACAGGAUAAAAAGGGUGUGUGGGUUUUCUAGUUGAUCCAAGCCAGGAGACAAAGUGGUGUGUGGAAUUAUGCUCUCCCACCCAGGCCUGUUUCUCUCCAGUUCAACUGCUCCAGGACUUGCGGUUCUCCGCUCUCCUGUUAGUGGACUCUCCCCGUAGAACGGGUUGGCAGAACUCGCCGCUGCGCCGAUUCUCCGGGUUCCGUUUGGUGGAACGCUCCCGUCGGAACACUCGGUCGGGACGCACGAGGACGCCGUAACCAGGGUUACAGCGGAAGUAGUAGCGCCCGCCUACGGAGCCGUCAUUCUUACCUGAGGGCGAGUCGAGCUCCACCCCGACCCACAUGCCCUCUGCGAACUCUGUGUUGCCCACGUAGCGCACCGUCCCGCCCUUAUUGGCUCCCACCGUCACGCACGCCCCCUCUCUCAGCCAAUCGGGCAGCACGAAGUCGCAGCCGCCGUCCUCAUCGUCCAGGAUGAUCUCCAACCUCUCCAGACACCCUUGUCCUCCUCUUCCUCCCUCCUCCUCCCCCAGGACACACUGCUGCAACGACUUCAGGUCCGACGUGCAUACCCUCUGCACUGAGAAGGGCUUGUUGCCCGUGGCGACGCUGUUGAUGUUAGAGCCGGGACCGGUGGUGGCCAUUUUGUUUUCGUACAACAAUCUGAAACACAUACCUAAUUAUUUGGCGCGACUAAUCCACUAGUCUCAAAAACCUGACCCUAGGCAACAGUGACCAGUCAGGUUGGGUUUUCGAGACUAUUAAUCCACCGCAUGGAGUUUGUUUUGCUGCUGAGAUCGGCGCAGCCACUGCCAGGGCCACAUGGACAAGACCACGCAGCUCUCAAACUGUGCGCUCGAGCGAUUUAGCUCUCCAAAGCCUGCUGUUUGAAAAGGAGUAGAGUAAUAUAACACAGUAUAUAUUGUCUUGAUGAAACAUGUCAAGCCUUUGCACCUCCAUCGUCACCUGUAUCCAUUCUGUUACUAGGACAACGGACUAGGACAGUUAUCAAUUGAUUGUGACUUUAUAGCCUACAUGGACAGCAUCUAAAGUCUACACAUGUAGCCAUAGUCUAAUCAUUCGUGCAAUAUGUUAUCAUUCUAACCAAUUACUAAUUUACACCCAGGUGUGCAUGGACAGUGAUUUCAAAAGUUAUGAACAUGUGUUGUGAGGAGUGAGGUGGAUAUAUAUAAAAAAAAUGUUUUCCUUAAAGUUUACAUAAUAUAUGUCCACAAGUGCAGCACUAAUGUAAAAGCGUUAUAUCCGUCUUUUAGCAGCAUGUGGUUUGGUUGUGUGUCUCCUGUAGGCCUGUACACCGUUUGCCAAACAGAAUAUUUAGGCUACUAAUGAAUGUCUUGGCAAAGGUCUCUUUGACCGGAACGUUACAUGUUCAUAAAUGUUCUCACUAAACUGUGUGCUGGAGUACCCAUGUACUCUUCAGGUGUGCAAUAUUUUUUAUUUCUACUCUCUUAUUUAUUUAUGAGUGAAAGUGUGUUGUCUGUCCAGAGCUGAAGGUUGUGGAGAAGAAGAUUAGCUUCUCCAGCAGAGAGAUAAUGCCACAACACAGGAUGUGGAGAAGUCAGUGCUGUCCAUACUGUAAGGCUCUAUCCAAAACUGUACUGCCAUCUAUAGGAUUUUAAUUGCAACAGCACGCGGAACUCAAUAUCAUGAACUCAAUAUUAAAAAUGUGACACAUUUUCAAUUUAUGUUUCGUGGCAGGCUUUUGUCUGAAGAAGGACACUGCUUUGCGCGAGGACAUGAGGUAGGGUAAGGGUUCAGAGUUCACACAAGUCUCUCUAUAUUCCGCUCUUGGAUGCCAUCUGACACUGGGCAAACAUCCUAUACCGCGAGGAUGCCUUCAAGGACCAUACACUUUGAGGAGAUGGGAGACCACUCUGUCCUCUCUGCUCUCUCAAUCUUGAAGAUCAUAAUUAGGCAAAUAUAAUAUAAUAUUGGAGCAUUUUGUUGUGGGAGAACAUUGGAAAAACUUUGAAAUACAAUUCUCUAAAGUAUAGUGUCUCAAUUUCACAUUCUCACAAAUGCACAUUAAUUGUGAUGUUGAUUCCAGUGAAUCUGGGUGAAGAUGUUGGUAAUGGUGAUAACUGUUCUCUGUCUUGUCCUCUCUGUCCAUGUCACGUGGCGUCAGAACUGCUUGAGGCCAAUACAGCAGAAUGUCAUGUUGCCUCGUGAGCCACCCGCACCGGUUGACAGUGAAGACACGUCAUGUAAGUAACUACUUCAGUGGAACAGACAGAGACAGGGAGAGAGCCGAGAGAGAAUGGUCCAAAAACACUGUACUAAUGUGCUGGAGUACUACAAAGUGAAUCAACCUGGGUCGUGUUCAGUAGGACACACCGUAGCCAAACUGUAAACAAAAAAUAUAAUUUCUUAUUGGACAAGACCCAACAAAAUAUAUAAUAUGAUGCAAAGUGAACAUGACUCUCGUUAAACAGUAUCCAGAAACAGCUUAUCUCACUGAAUGUGGCCACAAUUCACUAUAGAUGGGGUCUGCACAUCAACACUGUUACAUUAUGGGAAGUGUAGUCAAGUCUUAGCCCAAAGAAGAGGAGGAGCCUAUUAAUUAGUAUGCAAGUUCCUCCCUCUUGCUGUUCUAGCUUUGCUCAAAGAUGCCUAUUUUCUCAGUAUACAGUCUUGCUUAGGGUGUCCAUCAUUAUUCCAGGCGCAUCAACAGAAUGUCAAGCAGACGACAGAAAACAGUUUUUCAGCAGACAAAACAUACUUCAGGAUGAAAGGACGUUGGUGGAAGAAUCUGGGAUCGUCGCUUUGCGCCACGCAAAGGAUGACUAUAUGGAGAUGAAUGAGAGCUACUAUGAACCAGCUCCCUAGGAGAAACUACAAGAAGGAACAGGAUUGGUCCCAUAACAUGGCACUAUUAUGAUCAUUCAUUGGUUCUGCAUGUUUUACAAAAACACUGUUUGGAAUCCUUGACACUCAAAUAAAGGCCAAAUAAAGACCACCUGCUUCAUAGAAAUUCAAACUAUCUUGUGUGAGCCUUAUUGACAGUAGGCCUAAAGAAUACAUUGUUUCUGAGGUGUGGCAAAUGUGAGCGGCGAAUGACAUCAUAAAUGAACUUAUUGAAAAACGACAUUGUGCUGCAGUGUUUGAUUCAGUUUGAUUCAGUGGACCACAAACUGUUGCUAGCCAGAUUCAGUAACAUUGGUCUCAAUGGGUCCUCCAACUUUAGUAACACUAUACGUGAUUUUAUUUGAUAUAAGAUAUACAAAUGUGCUAAUUAAAUGAAAUAAAGUAAUAAGUUGUAGUGCCUUAGAGACUUAUGUUACAACUAGUUCAUCGAAUGUAAUAGUUUCUAUCUGCCACUGAGGGGGGCAUAUACACUCAAACAGAAGCAGGAAGAGAGUUAAAGACAGCUAUAGCUAUUAGGAAGUUCAGUCUUUCUCUUUGGUGCCUUGGUCCUUGACACACACAUUGUGCAUUGGUACCAUAUAACAUACGGAGACACAUACCCAGAAAUGGCUUCUCAUCUCUUCCUCUCCAUCCUCCUCCUCAUCUUCUCCAGACUCUCAGGUAAGGGUAACAUGUUUCUAUGAAGUGCUGAAGUUGAGGUCAAGGACUGGGACUGGACACAUGCUGACACUCUGAAGACAGGAGCAGUAGCUUGUCUUAUCAAUAACACUUCCUGUAUUAUGUGUCUUAUAGUCUUGACUUCGUCAACCAUUUUGAAAAGAAGGUUGACGACAUCCGAUCCUCGUUUGUUAAGUCAAAUGACACUGCUGGUCCUGCUCACACUGCCCUACCCUAUGCUUUGACUUCUUUCUCCCCUCUCUCUCCAGAUAAAAUCUUGCGACUUGUGACGGCAGGCCGCCCAACAACCUGCCCGCUUGACCCUAUCCCCUCCUCUCUUCUCCAGACCAUCUCCGGUGACCUUCUCCCUUACCUCACCUCGCUGAUCAACUCAUCCUUGACCGCUGGCUAUGUCCCUUCUGUCUUCAAGAGAGCGAGAGUUGCACCCCUUCUCAAAAAACCAACACUCGAUCCCUCUGAUGUCAACAACUACAGACCAGUAUCCCUUCUUUCUUUUCUCUCCAAAACUAUUGAGCGUGCCGUCUUUAGCCAACUCUCUUGCUAUCUCUCUCAGAAUGACCUUCUUGAUCCAAACCAGUCAGGUUUCAAGACUGGUCAUUCAACUGAGACUGCUCUUCUCUGUGUCACAGAGGCUCUCCGCACUGCUAAAGCUAACUCUCUCUCCUCUGCUCUUGUCCUUCUAGACCUGUCUGCUGCCUUUGAUACUGUGAACCAUCAGAUCCUCCUCUCCACCCUCUCCGAGCUGGGCAUCUCUGGCGCGGCUCACUCUUGGAUUGCGUCCUACCUGACCGGUCGCUCCUACCAAGUGGCGUGGCGAGAAGCUGUCUCCGCACCACAUGCUCUCACCACUGGUGUCCCCCAGGGCUCAGUUCUAGGCCCUCUCCUAUUCUCGCUAUACACCAAGUCACUUGGCUCUGUCAUAUCCUCACAUGGCCUCUCCUAUCAUUGCUACGCAGACGACACACAACUAAUCUUCUCCUUUCCCCCUUCUGAUAACCAGGUGGCGAAUCGCAUCUCUGCAUGUCUGGCAGACAUAUCAGUAUGGAUGACGGAUCACCACCUCAAGCUGAACCUUGGCAAGACGGAGCUGCUCUUCCUCCCGGGGAAGGACUGCCCGUUCCAUGAUCUCGCCAUCACGGUUGACAACUCCGUUGUGUCCUCAUCCCAGAGUGCGAAUAGCCUUGGCGUGACCCUGGACAACACCCUGUCGUUCUCCGCUAACAUCAAGGCAGUGACCCGAUCCUGCAUGUUCAUGCUCUACAACAUUCGGAGAGUACGACCCUGCCUUACACAGGAAGCGGCACAGGUCCUAAUCCAGGCACUUGUCAUCUCCCGUCUGGAUUACUGCAACUCGCUGUUGGCUGGGCUCCCUGCCUGUGCCAUUAAACCCCUACAACUCAUCCAGAAUGCCACAGCCCGUCUGGUGUUCAACCUUCCCAAGUUCUCUCACGUCACCCCGCUCCUCCGCACACUCCACUGGCUUCCAGUUGAAGAUCGCAUCUGUUACAAGACCAUGGUGCUUGCCUAUGGAGCUGUGAGGGGAACGGCACCUCCAUACCUUCAGGCUCUGAUCAGUCCCUACACCCAAACGAGGGCAUUGCGUUCAUCCACCUCUGGCCUGCUGGCUCCCCUUCCUCUGCGGAAGCAUAGUUCCCGCUCAGCCCAGUCAAAACUGUUCGCUGUUCUGGCACCUCAAUGGUGGAACAAGCUCCCUCACGACACCAGGACAGCGGAGUCACUCACCACCUUCCGGAGACAUUUGAAACCCCACCUCUUUAAGGAAUACCUGGGAUAGGAUAAAGUAACCCUAAUAAAAUAAAAUAAUAAUAAUAAUAAUAAUAAUAAUAAUAGAAAAAAAUAUAUAUAAAAAAAAGAUUUUAAAAAAUUAAACAAUAAAUAACCUAAAAAAUAAAAUAAAAAUUGUAAAGUGUUUAUCCGACUGGCAAUAGGGUGAAUGCACCAAUUUGUAAGUUGCUCUGGAUAAUAGCAUCUGCUAAAUGACGUAAAUGUAAUGUAAUGUAUUCAUCUGUAGCUCAGCUGGUAGAGCACGGCGCUUGUAACGCCAAGGUAGUGGGUUCGAUCCCCGGGACCACCCAUACACAAAAAUGUAUGCACGCAUGACUGUAAGUCGCUUUGGAUAAAAGCGUCUGCUAAAUGGCAUAUUAUAUUGGAAAAGUGCUGAGUUUGAUUUUGGAGAUAUUUUCAUGAGACAAUCAAUAUUUUCCUUGAAGACAACUGUAUUAGCCUAUGUUAUAACCAAUGUAUCUUGACAUAUGAGGAGGAGACUCAAAAGUAUAACUAUUCUAUGAUUAAUGUAUUCAGUAUUAUUCUAGUGUAUCUCAGAGGUCUCUAAUACUGCAUCUCUCUUUCUUUAUUCCAGAGGACAAUAAGGCCAUGGACCAGAAAACAAACACCUCAGUGGUAGGCUACACUCAUGUUCCUCUCAUCUGACUCAAGGCCUUGUGGGUAAGACCGACCCUGUCUGUGAAAAAUGCAGGACAUGGACAUAAGAUGCACUUAAAACAACACAUUAGCCCUUCAGCUAAAGCGUAAUGUCCAUUGUAUUGUAACUGUACAAUGUAUAUAUGUUAACUCUAUAUUCAGUGUGAUUUCAGUUUCUAUAAGUGUUUUGCAGUGUAGAGCUAAUAAUAGGAUCUGUAGUGAGGUCAGUGGUUAAGGUGUUGUGAUUUCCUGGUCAGCUUUGCAGACACAGUAGGCCUAUGUUGCUUCUCUGUCCUGUUCCUAUUUGACCUGACUGACACUGUGCUGUUUGAGAGGAAGAAAGCUCAUAUCUCAAUGUUGUUAAAACAAAUACAUGCCUUAUAUUGUGGAUUAUGUAAAUGUGCAAAGGUAUCUCAUACAUGUAGACUGAUGAUGAGCUUUUAUCAUCAACCCCCUUUGUGUGUUUCUACCAGCAGGACCCAUUUCCUGCCAAUGGUGAUGAUGUGACUUACAGCACUGUUGUCCCCAAGAGGAGGAACCAGCUAAAUGUACAGACCAAGGUAAGGCUGCUAUUCUGAUCACUAUGAUGUUAAUAUACUGAACAAGAAUACAAAUGCAACAUGCAACAAUUUCAAAGAUUUUACUGAUUUACAGUUAAUAGAUUAUAGCAAAUCAGUCAAUUGAAAUAAAGUAUUAGGCCCUAAUCUAUGGAUGUCACAUGACUGGGAAUACAGAUAUGCAUCUGUUGGUCACAGAUACCUUCAAAACAAAGGUAGGGGCAUGGAUCAGAAAACCGUUCUGUAUCUGGUGACCACCAUUUGCCUCAUGCAGCACGACACAUCUCCUUCACAUGGAGUUGAUCAGACUGUUGAUUGUGGCCUAUGGAAUGUUGUCCCACUCCUCUUCAAUGUAUGUGCAAAGUUGCUGGAUAUUGGUGGGAACUGGAACAUACUGUUAUACACGUCAAUCCAGAGCAUCCCAAACAUGCUCAAUGUUGACAUGUCUGGUGAGUUUGCAGGUUACUACAUUUUCAGAUUCCAGGAAUUGUGUACCUAUCCUUGCGUCUUGGGGCCGUGCAUUAUCAUUCUGAAACAUGAGGUGAUGGCGGCGGAUGAAUGGCACGGUAAUGGGCCUCAGGAUCUCGUCAUUGUAUCUCUGUGCAUUCAAAUUGCCAUCGAAAAAAUGCAAUUGUGUUCCUUGUCCAUAGCUUAUGCCUGCCCGUACCAUAACCCCACUGCCACCAUGGGGAACUCUGUUCACAACGUUGACAUCAGCAAACCGCUUGCCAACACGACGGCAUACACGUGGUCUGCGGCUGUGAGGACGGUACUGUCGGCUAUGUUUCAGACUAGUGAAGUUAUAGAUGAAGUCACAUACACUACAUGGCCAUAGGUUUGUGGACACCCCUUAAAUGUGUGAAUUUUUCAGCCACACCCGUUGCUGACAGGUGUAUGAAAUCGAACACACAGCCAUGCAAUCUCCAUAGACAAACAUUGUCAGUAGAAUGACCCGUACUGAAGAGCUCAGUGACUUUCAACGUGGCACCGUCAUAGGAUGCCACCUUUCCAACAAGUCAGUUUGUCAAAUUUCUGCCCUGCUAGAGCUGUCCCGGUCAACUGUAAGUGCUGUUAUCACAGAACGGAACCGCCGAGUGCUGAAGAGUGUAGCGCAUAAAUAUAAUCUGUCCUCAGUUGCAACACUCAAUACCGAGUUCCAAAUUGCCUCUGGAAUCAAUGUCAGCACAAGAACUCGUCGGGAGCCCCAUGUGCAAUGUGAAGAGUCGGCUGGAGUGGUGUAAACUCGCCGACAUUGGACUCUGGAGCAGUGGAAACGCGUUCUCUGAAGUGAUGAAUCAAACUUCACCAUCUGGCAGUCCGACGAACAAAUCUGAAUUUGGCAGAUGCCAGGAGAACGCUACCUGCCCCAAUGCAUGGAGCCAACUGUAAAGUUUGGUGGAGGAUGAAUAAUGGUCUGGGGCUGUUUUUCAUGGUUCAGGCGAGGCCCCUUAGUUCCAGUGAAGGGAAAUCUUAAUGCUACAGCAGACAAUGACAUUCUAGACGAUUCUGUGCUUCCAACAUUGUGGCAACAGUUUGGGGAAGGCCCUUUCCUGUUUCAUCAUGACAGUGCCCCUGUGCACAAAGCGAGGUCAAUACAGAAAUGGUUUGUCGAGAUUGGUGUGGAAGAACUUGACUGGCCUGCACAGAGCCCUGACCUCGACCCCAUAGAACAACUUUAGGAUGAAUUGGAACGCCAACUGCGAGCAAGGCCUAAUUUGCCAACAUCAAUGCCCGACCUCACUAAUGCUCUUGCAGGUGUCCACUUACUUUUGGCCACAUAGUGUAUUUGUGACACAUGCUGUAAACAUUUUUGAGUUGUAAUGUCUUUAUCAAAUCAAAUCAAUUUCUAUUUUAUAUACACACAUUUAGCAGUUGUUAUUCCGGGUGUAGCGAAAUGCAUGUGUUCCUAGCACCAGUAGUGCAAUAAUAUCUAACAAUUCACAACAAUACACACAGAUCUAAAAAUAAAAGAAUGGAAUUAAGAAAUAGAUAAAUAUUAGGACAAGCAAUGUCGGAGUCUGGAGUAUAAAUAUAUAUAUAUAUGUGAUGGGAUGUAUAGACAUUAUAGACAUUAUGGACAGUAUGUGGAUAGAAUAUUUAGUAUAUCUGUAGAAUACGUAGGAUAGAAUAGUAUAUAUACAGAAAUAUUUGAGUAGGAUGUAGCUCAGUUGGUAGAGCAUGGCGUUUGCAACGCCACGUUGUGGGUUCGAUUCCCACGGGGGGACAGUAUGAAAAAAUAAAUAAAUAAAUAAAUACAAAAAAUAAUGUAACUAACUAAAUGUAAGUUGCUCUGGAUAAGAGCGUCUGCUAAAUGACUAAAAUGUAAAUGUAAAUAGCAUUAACUAGAAUACAGUAUAUACAUAUGAAAUGAGUAAAACAGUAUGUAAACAUUAUUAAAGUGACAAGUGUUCCAUUAUUAAAGUGACCAGUGACUCCAUGUCAAUGUACAUAAGGCAGCAGCCUCUAAGGUGCAGGGUUGAGUAACCGGGUGGUAGAAGGCUAGUGACAGUGACUAAGUUCAUUGCAGGGUACUGGGUGGAGGUCGGCUAGUGAAGGCUAUUUAACAGUCUGAUGGACUUGAGAUAGAAGCUGUUUUUCAGUCUCUCGGUCCCAGUUUUGAUGCACCUGUACUGACCUCGCCUUCUGGAUGAUAGUUGGGUGAACAGGCCGUGGCUCGUGUGGUUGAUGUCCUUGAUGAUCUUUUUGGCCUUCCUGUGACAUCGGGUGCUGUAGGUGUCCUGGAGGGCAGGCAGUGUGGCUCUGGUGAUGCGUUGGGCAGACCGCAUCAUCCUCUGGAGAGCCCUUGUGUUACGUGCGGUGCGGUUGCCAUACCAGGCGGUGAUGCAGCCCGACAGUAUGCUCUCAAUGGUGUAUCUGUAAAAGUUUGUGAGGGUCUUAGGGGCCAAGACACAUUUCUUCAGCCUCCUGAUGUUGAAGAGGUGCUGUUGCGCCUUCUUCACCACACUGGGUGGACCAUUUAUAAUUGUCAGUGAUGUGUACGCCGAGGAACUUGAAGCUUCUCACCUUCUCCACUGCUGUCACGUCGAUGUGGAUGGGGGCGUGCUCCCUCUGCUGUCUCCUGAAGUCCACAAUCAGCUCCUUCGUUUUGUUGACGUUGAGGGAGAGGUUCUAUUCCUGGCACCACUCCGCCAGAGUCCUCCUCCCUGUAGGCUGUCUCGUCAUUGUUGGUAAUCAGGCCUACUACUGUUGUGUCGUCUGCAAACUUGAUGAUUGAGUUGGAUGCGUGCUUGGCCACGCAGUCAUGGGUGAACAGGGAGUACAGGAGGGGAGUGAGCAUGAACCCUUGUGGGGCCCCUUUGUUGAGGAUCAGUGUAGUGGAGGUGUUGUUUCCUACGUUCACCACCUGGGGGCGGCCCGUCAGGAAGUCCAAGACCCAGUUGCACAGGGCGGGGUUCAGACCCAGGGCCUCGAGCUUUAUGAUGAAAUUGGAGGGGACUAUGGUGUUGAAGGCUGAGCUGUAGUCAAUGAACAGCAUUCUUAUAUACUGUAGGUAUUCCUCUUGUCCAGAUGGAAUAGGGCAGUGUGCAGUGCAAUGUUGAUUGCAUUGUCUGUGGAUCUAUUGGGGCGGUAUGCAAAUUGAAGUGGGUCUAGGGUGUCAGGUAAAAAACAUGAAUGUUUGCAAAGUCAACUUACACACAGCUCUGACACACACACUUACCCACCAGAAAUGCCACCACGGGUCUUUUCACAGUCCCCAAAUCCAGAACAAAUUCAAGAAAGCGUACAGUAUUAUAUAGAGACAUUAUUGCAUGGAACUCCCUUCCAUCUCAUAUUGCUCAAAUGAACAGCAAACCUGGUUUCAAAAAACAGAUAAAAGCAACACCUCACGGCACAACGCCUCUCCCCUAUUUGACCUGGAUAGUUUGUGUGUAUGUAUUGAUAUGUAGGCUGUGUGCCUUUUUAAAAUGUAUGUAGUUCUGUGUUUGAGCUGUUCUUGUCUAUUAAUGUUCUGUAUUAUCUCAUGUAUCAUGUUUUGUGUGGACCCCAGGAAGUGUGUAGCUCAGUUGGUAGAACAUGGUGUUUGCAGGGUUGUGGGUUUGAUUCCCACUGGGGACCAGUGUGAAAAAAACUAUUACAAAUGUAUGCACUCACUACUGUAAGUCACUCUGGAUAAGAGUGUCUCCUUAAUGACUAAUAUGUCUGAGUAUUCUCUAAGGAUGCGGGUAGGGAUGCCUUCUGGGCCGGCAGCCUUGCCAGCCUUUAUGUACCUAUUCCUGUGUGUUUCCAAGCUGUAGCCUUACAUUCCAUCAUCACAAAUUGUCCCUCUUCACCUCUCUACCUGUGUGUCCGUGUCCCUCCUCUCUUAUAGGCAGAACCAGAUGAUAAUGUGGUCUACAGCUCACUAGCCCUACAGCUGGACCCAUUUCCUGCCAAUGGUGAUGAUGUGACUUACAGCACUGUUGUCCCCAAGAGGAGGAACCAGCGAAAUGUACAGACCAAGGUAAGGCUGCUAUUCUGAUCACUAUGAUGUUAAUAGAUGAAAUUGUAUCUGUGUUGUUCUAUUGGCUAUGUGGCAGACUGGUGCAUGGGGUUAUAGAUGAAGUCACAUAUCAGAAUCAGGUUUAUUGUCCUACAAGAGGAACAUCAGGAAACAAACAACAGUCGUACAGAAAUAGUACCACCCACCUGCCCAUAGGAGGAAGAUACAUGGAUCUGUUUAGAAUUGUCAUUGUCCCUGGGAUGAAACUCCUCCUGAAGCUUGCAGUGAGACAUUAAAGAGUCCAAUAUUUUCAACCUGAUGGGAGAAGAUCAAAUCAAUGGUGAAGUGGGUGGUCUGGGCUGGAGAUCAUGUGGGGGGCUUUACUCUGGAUAGCUCGUUCAUUAAGAAGGGACCGCUUUUGAUUGGGGAGUCCAAUCAGCUUAGAUGCUGUGUUGGUGAUCCUUAAUAGUUUAUUGUGGUGUGAGACUGUGAGCAGGUUGUGGUAGCAGAUACUUCAGUAGAUGAGUAGUGGUGAUGAUGCUCCGGUAGAGUAGCAGAAGGAGUUUGGGUUUGACAGACAGGUUGAUCAGACGCCUGAUAACAGACAGACGUUUCUGGGAAUUCUUUGUUAUUUCUGUGGUGUUUUGAUCAAAGGUUAGCUCGUGGUCUAUUGUAAAUUGGAGGUACUUGAAUGAAAUAAUCAUUUCAACGGCCUCUCUGUUGAUGAGGAUAGAGCCGUCACAGGUGGGGUUUUUGGGAAAGUCAAUGGUUAAUAUUAUUUUGUUUUGGAGACGUUGACAUCCAGGUAGUUGUUGAAUUGGGUAACGGAUGAGUACUUGAAAAGGAGGGUUUUGUGGUCCGUGCUUUGGCAGUCAUUGGUGUUUAGGGUGUAGACACUGAAAAUGUGUUAUGCUGUAAACAUUUUGAGUUUAAGUGUCUUAAUGUAUCUCAUCCCGUUUCAGCUAUUCUGCAACAAAUGUUUGCAGUGAUUCCGAGCUGUAGUCUACAUUCCAUCAUCACAGAUUGUCCCUCUUCACCUCUCUACCUGUGUGUGUCCCUCCUCUCUUCUAGGCAGAACCAGAUGAUAAUGUGGUCUACAGCUCACUAGCCCUACACCACACAGGUCAGUGUUGACUUAUCUUCUCUCUCAUGUACCUACACAGAGGAUGCUAAUCUCUCAACAAAGAAACAGACAAGACCAUAUAUUACUACUGUAUGUGUACAAUACAUCACUCUUCUCUCUUAUUUAGGGGCUUCAUAGCAAAGGGGGUGAAUACAUAUGCGCACACUACUUUUCCGUUAUUUAUUUUGUAGAAUUUUUUUUAUUUCCCUUCACCAAUUUGGAAUAUUUUGUCUAUGUCCAUUACAUGAAAUCCAAAUAAAAAUCCAUUUAAAUUACAGAUUGUAAUGCAACAAAAUAGGAAAAACACCAAGGGGGAUGAAUACUUUUGCAAGGCACUGUACAUAUUGGAUCAUAAAAAAAUACCACUUUUAGAUUACCGUGUAGUUUACCAAUACAACGGUCUGACAAUGAAGUGGACAUACUCUGUAAAUAAAUGAACUCAUUACAACAUUUUUUAAUAGAAAGUUAGCAAAAAUAGAUCAGAUCUUGCUACCAUGGAAUGGUAAAUACCUGUCUAUUGGUGGAAAAAUCACCCUUUUUAGUUGUUUAGGCAUAUCCCAGUUUACCUAUUUACUUAUGGCCCUGCCUACGCCAAACGAUAUGUUUUUCAAAUUAUAUGAUCAAAAAGAUUUCACUUUAUUUGCUGUACAAACAAAAAUAUUUUUAUCCUCCGAGGAGGUGGGGGGUGGAUGAGCAAAAACAAAAAAAGGGUAACAUGUUUCUAUGAAGUGCUGAAGUUGAGGUCAGGGACUGGGACUGGACACAUGCUGACACUCUGAAGACAGGAGCAGUAGCUUGUCUUAUCAAUUACACUUACUGUAUUAUUGAUAAAGAAAUGAGUGAGUAAGAUAUGCCUAAAAUGUCACACCCUCAGUUAAACUAAUAAUGUAUGACUAAUUAGUAGACUAGAGCUUAGAUAAUUAAUCAAAUGUGUUUAUAUCCCAGCAACAGAGUAUAGACUGGUACCCAAAACACACAGGUAAAGGGGAGUGAAAGGCUUGCAGGAUAUUGUGAGGAUGCGAUAACUGAAGUAUGCAGCCUGCCCGAGCAAGGAGUAGGAAAAUGAUAAGAACAUGUGUUUAUGUGUGUGCGUGUGACCUGAUUGUCAGGAGAGCAGAGGAAAAUCACAUGAGCUGAACCCAGGUGUGUGCUUACAAGAUGUGUACAGUGGAAAAAAACAGCCCGCCUAGAGCGGGGUGGGAUAUUUGUAUGAUGUGUGUGUAUAAAAGUAUUGUACGACCAUUUUGUUGCUGAACGUUCUCAUGAAUUAAGCCUGAUGAUUGUAUGCUGGGCUAAUUGAUAUGAUUAUUAGAGAUUUACAACCUCUGGGAUACAGACUGAGUAUUACGUUCAUUUUUGAAAGAUUGAGAUAUAAAUUCUCGUGACAAUUAUGUUUGUUAUAGUCCAGAUAAUGUAAUUAUUCUGCUGUGAGAAUUUGCUUGAAUUCCAAUCUAAUGUGUUUUCUGUUGUUGUGUCUACAGGUGCUUAUCGUGUGUCUGUGAAGACAGGAGGCUCCUCCACCAUCCCAUGUCCCUAUCAUCAGGAAUACAAAACCCAUGUGAAAUACUUGUGUAAAAUAGAUGAUUUGCAAAGAUGCUCCCCUGUUGUACACGCUGAACCUCCUAAGAGCACAGAUAAGGCCUCAAUCUCUGAUUACAUCAACCAGCUAACCGUCACUGUGACCAUGACUGAUCUGGAGCCAGAGGACUCUGGUCGUUACUGUUGUGCUGUAGAGAUCAAUGUUGGACAAAAUGUCUUGACAGAAUGGUUCGACCUAUCUGUCACUCCAGGUAAGAGUCCUGCAACUCUUACAUAUGAUUACAUGACUGGUGUUCUGGUUUCAUUUACUGGUAUCACUAUUAUUGUUCAAGUUGACAUGAGGAAUGUUGGUAUAUGUCUACUUUCUGUUCUCUAUCCAUCAUAUCAUAAUUAUGAUAUUUGUGUUCAGUUGUUACAAAAAACCACUUGAUCACUCAGAACCUUCUUUGGUGUGUGUACUGUCAGACGACAAACCACCACACAAAGUACCACCACUAUGACCAGUGAGUAGAGAGCAAUCAGAUACUGUAUAAUUAAGUAUUAACCUGGUUUUAUCCAGUCUUGCUGGCUUAUCAUCUGAAACAAAUAUGAUUGUUACUUUUGGGAAUACUUAGAGGUCCUACCAUGGGUUUGAACUCAACAAAAUUCAUAUGUUGGGGUAAAUAAAAUAAGCUGGACAAGAAGGUCAUAGCUUAGCCACAAUUUCUUGUUACAGUUCAGUCUGCCCUGUGUCUCUCUGGUACACCAGUCAUAAUACCAUUGUUGUUUUUACCUCACAGCAACCCACGCUCCAACCACUGAACAAUCCUCUUUCUCUCCAACUGCUGAGUCUGUUCAGACUGACAACACAGUCCAAGGACCUGAGGGGGUCAAGGAGAAGGACACCAUGAGGUAAUUAUCACUCAUUCAGCUGUAUUUCACACUUACUCUUCCAAAUGGAUAACAAUAGAAAUGUGAAGAAAUGUAACCUUUUCUGUUUGCAGUGUAGAGCUAAUAAUGAGAAGGCUGAGGUUAAGGUGUUGUGAUUUCCUGUUGAGCUUUGCAGACACAGUAGGCCUAUGUUGCUUCUCUGUCCUGUUCCUAUUUAACCUGACUGACACUGUGCUGUUUGAGAGGAAGAAAGCUCAUAUCUUAAUGUUGUUAAUCCACAAUAUAAGGCAUGUAUUUGUUUUAUGUAAAUAUCCAAAGGUAUCUCAUACAUGUAGACUGAUGAUGAGUUUUUAUCAUCAACCCCCUUUGUGUGUCUCUACCAGCAGGACCCAUUUCCUGCCAAUGGUGAUGAUGUGACUUACAGCACUGUUGUCCCCAAGAGGAGGAACCAGCUAAAUGUACAGACCAAGGUAAGGCUGCUAUUCUGAUCACUAUGAUGUUAAUAUACUGAACAAGAAUAUAAAUGCAACAUGCAACAAUUUCAAAGAUUCUAUUGAUUUACAGUUCUUUAUAAGGAAAUCAGUCAAUUGAAAUAAAUGAUUAGCCCUAAUCUAUGGAUUUCACAUGACUGGGAAUACAGAUAUGCAUCUGUUGGUUACAGAUACCUUUAACAAAAAGGUAGGGGCGUGGAUCAGAAAACCAGUCAGUAUCUGGUGUGACAGCCAUUUUCCUCAUGCAGCAUGACACAUCUCCUUCGCAUAGAGUUGAUCCGACUGUUGAUUGUGGCCAGUGGAAUGUUGUCCCACUCCUCUUCAAUGUCUGUGCAAAGUUAAUGGAUAUUGGCGGGAACUGGAACAUACUGUCAUACACGUCAAUCCAAAGCAUCCCAAACAUGCUCAAUGGGUGACUUGUCUGGUGAUUAUACAGGCUAUGGAAAAACGGGGACAUUUUCAGAUUCCAGGAAUUGUGUACCGAUCCUUGCGUCUUGGGGCCGUGCAUUAUCAUUCUGAAACAUGAGGUGAUGGCGGCAGAUGAAUGGCACGGUAAUGGGCCUCAGGAUCUCCCCAUUGUAUCUCUGUGCAUUCAAAUUGCCAUCGAAAAAAUGCAGUUGUGUUCCUUGUCCAUAGCUUAUGCCUGCCCGUACCAUAACCCCACUGCCAUCAUGGGGCACUCUGUUCACAAUGUUUACAUCAGCAAACCGCUCGACAACACGACGGCAUACACGUGGUCUGCGGUUGUGAGGCCGGUUGGACGUACUGCUAAAUUCUCGAAAAAGACAUUGGAGGCGGCUUACGGUAGAGAAAUUAACAUUCAAUUCUCUGGCAACAGCUGUGGUGGACAUUCCUACAGUCAGCAUGCCAAUUGCACGCUCCCUCAGAACUUGAGACAUCUGUGGCAUUGUGUUGUGUGACAAAACUGCACCUUUUAGAGUGGCAUUUUAUUGUCCCCAGCACAAGUUACACCUGUGUAAUGAUAAUGCUGUUUAAUCAGGUACUUGAUAUACCACACCUGUAAGGUGGAUGGAUUAUAUUGGCAAGGGAGAAAUGCUCAAUAACAGGGAUGUUAACCAAAGUAUUACAUUUAUUAAAAUUAAAAGCUUUUCUUGACUUUGUUGAUAAAAAGCUUUUGGGAAAACUUAGUGGUCCUACCAUGGGUUUGAACUCAACAAAAUCCACAUGUUGGGGCAAAUGAAAUAAGCUGGACAAGAAGGUCAUAUCUUAGCUACAAUGUCUUGUUACAGUUCAGUCUACCCUGUGUCUCUCUGGUACACCAGUCGUAAUACCAUUGUUGUUUUUACCUCACAGCAACCCAAGCUCCAACCACUGAACAAUCCUCUUUCUCUCCAACUGCUGAGCCUGUUCAGACUGACAACACAGUCCAAGGACCUGAGGGGGGCAAGGAGAAGGACACCAUUAUGUAAUUAUCACUCAUUCAGCUGUAUUUCACACUUACUCUUCCAAAUGGAUAACAAUAGAAAUAUGAAGAAAGGUAACAUUUUCUGUUUUUCACACUAGAGUGUAUGGUACAAAACCACCUUCCUUAAACAUCUUCACACCGAGUACAGGCCAAGACACUGUUAUAGUGACAUUUACCAUCAUAGAGACAGAGACAUUUACCACUUCCUCGUAUCUCUGUAGUUGUUGAAGUAGCAGCAUUCUAUUCUUGUAUGGCCAAGUUCCACACAUGAAAGGUGUGAAGAGCUGAACAAAUAAUUCAAUUUCGUCAUAGCAGCACAAACAUGUCUAUUAAUCUAUUAUGUUUCAUGGACUAUAUUUUACAAUAAACAGAUUUUCACCGUCAGUUCCAUAGAUCUAAGAGUCCUAUUGAUUCCUCUGGGCAUGUUGGUAGUGGUGAUAGCUGGUUUCCUAGUCACCACCUUCAAUGAUCCACACUCAUUAAAGACCAUGUGCCGUCAAAAUCAUCCCUGCUGCUGCAAACUGUCAAAAAAAGGAAAAAUUCCCUUUACGAUUCCCCUUUAAAAAAAAAUCCUUGUAUUACAGCAAUUUACAGAGGAACAUGUUCUAAAUCUUUUAAUUAUUCUACAGAUGGGAGAGAACAUUCUUCUACAUGCCAAAAAUUGGAAAUGCAGUGCUCUUCCUCCUGUGCACCAUCAUUGCUGUGGUGAAGUUCAGGGCAAACUGA